Messenger RNA from Limulus polyphemus (Atlantic horseshoe crab), 1101 nucleotides. Its product is annotated as protein kinase C-binding protein NELL2-like. The record is from RefSeq and is a predicted model, not a curated record. Bases 9 to 1100 code for a protein of 363 amino acids. The transcript has 7 exons. NCBI's taxonomy places the organism in Eukaryota, Metazoa, Arthropoda, Merostomata, Xiphosura, Limulidae.
UUUUAUCUAUGAAGUUCUUAAGAAUAGUGACUUCCUUGAGGUUAAUGUCAAGGCUAAGUUUGUUUACAGUUUGUCUAUGUGAUUAUUUUAAUCUUACUGUAAUGUUUCGAUUUAUUUUAGCUAUAAAUUAUUGUGACAAAGAUCCGUCCUUGUGCUCAGAAAACGAGGAAUGUCAGAAGGGACCAGAUGAUAAUCCCAAAGCUGUAUCAUGUCUUUGUAAACCUGGAUACGAAAGAAAUGAACAAAACAUUUGUACCUUCGUUCUAUGUGAAUCUGGGAACAACCACUGUAGUGAAUUCGAAAAAUGUUCAGAGGACAAGGACGGCGAUAAACUGUAUCUUUGUGACUGUGUUCUCCCCUAUAGUCUGAAAACCAAUGAAACUUCAUGUGUUCUCAAAGAUGGAGUGAGUUGCACGAACAAUAAGACAAAGUGUGGGAAUGGAGGAGAAUGUAAAUUGUUUGAGGGAAAAGAGACGUGUAUUUGUAAAAAAGGCUACGAAGAAGAAGGUGGAACAUGUGUAGAAUAUUGCCAAAGUAAGAAAUGGAAAGACAAUCCAUCGUCGACAGCCAUUUGUCCUACUGGAAAGUGUGAGCUUACAGACGAACGUAGAAUAAAAUGUGUGUGUGAGCCAUCGAGCAAGUGGGAACAAGCGGACGAUGGGAUAUCAUGCAAAUUGAAACCUUUGUGUGACAAAGGAGAAGUUGGUGAAAAAGAAUGCUCAUCUCGUAGCGCUAAAUGUGAAGUUAGCCGAAACUAUGAAAAAGGUUACCAGUGCCGCUGUCCGGAAGGGACUGAAGUGGACACAAAUGGGAAGUGUAAAUCACUCUGUGAUUUUGAAAAGUAUAUACAAACGUGCAAAAAUCACUACGCAGAUUGUGUUGUGGUGGAUGGUAAAGCAACAUGUGAGUGCAAGCCUUCUUUCCUGGACUAUGAUGGGAAACCUUGUAAAUAUGCUAACGUUACAUAUGCUGUAUCUCUGCGUCUUCCGAAUCUCGAGCUUGCGAGAGUUAAACGAGAAGCUGUUGUUACUUCUUACUCUGAUCCUGGGAUCCACAGAUCAAAGCUAAAAAAAGUCGUGGAUGAUGCGGUAAGAAAGUAAA